Mucor velutinosus is the source of this 2049-nucleotide messenger RNA. RefSeq lists its product as uncharacterized. Bases 1 to 2049 code for a protein of 682 amino acids. Gene Ontology annotation, cellular component: mitochondrion; cytosol. The transcript has a single exon. Lineage: Eukaryota; Fungi; Mucoromycota; Mucoromycetes; Mucorales; Mucoraceae. The record is from RefSeq and is a predicted model, not a curated record. Gene Ontology annotation, biological process: cell redox homeostasis. Gene Ontology annotation, molecular function: protein binding.
AUGAGUUCAGGAACACAGUCGAUUGCCGAUCUUACCACAGAAACAAAGCCAACCACUGGAGACAUCCCACCGCCUUUAGUAGGCGCAUCCACCACAGUUGCAGGAAACAAGCUUUAUGUGUUUGGUGGACGUCUGGUUUCAUCACGUCAAAUGACAAAUCAUCUCUAUAUAUUGGACCUGGAUACAUUGGUUUGGACACACCACAUUGCUCAGCCUGAUUCGCCUUCUCCUCCUCGACCUCGCUACUUUCACUCAUCCAAUCUAUUUGGUCGUACGUUGGUUGUAUUUGGCGGCAUGAGUUACUCGGUUCGACGUUCCUCUCAAAGUCUAUGUGCGCUGGACGACAUAUGUCUUUUUGAUUUGGAUCUGAUGAUUUGGAAAUACCCUGAUAUUCAGCCCAGCAUAUACGCUCCUCAAGCACGCUAUGCUCAUUUAACAGUAUGCUCAUCUGACAAGCUGGUGGUGAUGGGAGGCCAAGACAUGUCGAAUCAGUACAUCAAUGAAUCUAACGUAUUUGAUCUCACAAGGAUGGAAUGGAUUCAUGGCGGAUCCCUAAGUCGACAGUACGGCGCAUACCGAGCCGUGGCAUUUUGCCCCUCAUCCAUCGAUACCAAUGUCAUGGCAUCACAACCCUUUUGGGAGACACAUCACAACAAGGAUGAAUUUCCUCUAUGUGUUUAUUCCAACUACAACUUUACCGAUGUGACCCGAGAUUUGCAGAGUUUCUCACCCUUUACAUCGACACCUGAAUUCAAAGAUCACUCUGCAGACAUGUCUGGCGCCUCGCUGCCUCCAGGUCUUCGCUUCCCCUCUGGAGACUUGUUGGGCCAUCAUAUGAUUCUGACAGGAACCUACCUAACACCUACACAUCGAUCCUUUCACAUCUGGGCUCUUAAUCUGGCGAAUUUAGUGUGGGUGCGUAUUGAUACAGGCUCGAUUUUGUCGCAAGGAUCAUGGAACAGAGGUGUGUUGUACGACGAAAAGCAGCAGUUUUUUGUAUUUGGCGACAAGACCAGAGACUUAUUAGAGGACUACAACCAUCGUCAAGUGAAUUUCACCCAUGUGGCUGUGGUCGAGUUGGAGGCUUUUGGUAUUUACUCGUACCCCAAGGAAACAUGUGCACCAGUUGCCCAAGAACUGGGCUUGAGUAUGCUGAAUGAACCUAGCAUGUCUGACAUUGAGAUUUUGACAGAUGACGGCCGCACGAUUCCAGCAAAUUCAAGUGUCAUUGCACUGCGAUGGAAGCACUUUGCGUCUAUUCUUAGCGAGAAGAACGAGAAUUCCACCUACAAGCGUUUGUCCUUUCCCGAAAGCUAUCCUGUUACUCUGGCGUUCCUGCAGUACAUUUACACAGAUCACUUGAUGACAGCACAGCAGCACCAUCCUCAAAUCUUGUCGCGACUACUGGUGCUAUCCAAUGUCUACAACUUGCCCAGACUGGGUGUUCUCGCAACACACGCCUUGCAUCAGAUCCUCACUAUUUCAACAGCCAGUAUGGUGUAUGAAACCUCCGCUCUUACUGGACGCACUUCUCUUCAGAUACGAGCUUUGCGAGUCAUGAUCAAUGCAAAGAAAAUGUUACAUCAGCAACAACAGCAAUUCCAACAACAGCAAUUGCAACAACACCACCAACAGAUGGGAUUUCCAGGCGAAUACAAUAACAGCACGACAGACUCGCCCUCUGUAUUCCCUACACAUUACACAACAUCGCCCUCAUCAGGCAGACAAUCGCAUGACGAAGAUGAAGGCAUCUUCCAGUCUAGAUUUUCUCCAUCCACAUCUGCAUUGAGACGACUCACCGCCUCCAAAUCCUCCACAACAGCUUCACCUGAACCCAUGAUGCAUUCGGUAGUGCCAUCUCCAAAACUCUCCAAAUCAAGCAACAUUUACCAGAAAUCACCUCCUCUGUUUGUGGAGAGACAGCGCAAAGGAAGUCUAGUGCCUUUGCCCAGUAUGAUGUCGACUGGAAACCCUCAGCAACAGCAAAAUGUCAAGUUAGGAUCCAUGGCACCUAGCUUUGAAAGGCCUAACAUGGGCAUUCGAUUUUAA